AUGAACUUGUCCUAUGAUGGAAAAUUAUUAUUUGUUAUUCUCAAAACUGGGGAAAUCAAUAUUUUUCAAACGUCGGCAUCAAUGAACACUUUAAUUUCUACUCAGAAAAAUAUCAAUGUUGUUAAAAGAUUUGAGAAAAAGCACGAUGUUGAUGAGAAUUUUAUAUUAACAAAUGAGUUAAAAAGCACUUUAUCAAGAGGACAAUUGUUACCAAUUUUAAAAGAAUAUGGUUCCUAUUCUAAUAAAUAUCGGCAUUUAAUAUGGAACGCACUUUUGGAUUUACCAUCAAAUAAUGAACACUUUAGCGAAUUACUCAGAAAAGGAUUUCAUUCUGCUGUAUUAAAAUAUGAUGAAGAAUUUCCAUUAAAAGACGUCACAUUAUUAAGAAACUUAAAGAGAAUUUCCUCAUGUUUAAUGUACUGGUCAAAAAUAUUAGUUGAGUGUGAUUAUUUACCCAAAUUAAUAUUUCCAUUUUUGAAGAUAUUUCCUAAUAAUUCAAUAUUAGCCUUUGAACUCUUAGUAACAAUUAUUUAUAACCAUUGUCAGUUAUGGUUUGAAUUCGCUCCAAUGGAACCUUUAAAUUAUUUAGGUCUUAUUGAAAAUGUUUUACAUCAUUUCGACCUUGAAUUAUAUAAAUUUUACCGCGAAAGAAAUAUCACAACAAAAAUUUAUGCAUGGACCUUAUUAACAACAUCAUUUUCUGAAAUAUUAGAUGAGAAACAAUGGUAUCAACUGUGGGAUAAUAUUUUAACGAAAGAUUUAGAAUAUACGAUAUUUGUGGUGUUAGCUUAUCAAAUAAUUCAACGUAAUAUUAUAAUGAACUUAACAUCACAGGAGUCUAUAGAAUUGUUUUUUCAUGAACAGUAUAUAAUUGAUAUGCAAAAAUUUUUGAAAAAAGCCAACCAUUUAAUGGAAUUAUGUCCAAAUGACUUAAAUCCUAGACGUUAUUUAAAAUCAUUUGUCAGUUUGCCAAAAGGGUACUAUCCAAAGUUUGAAAAUUAUCCAAGAGAAUGGCUUGAAUUAAAGAAUAAAGAAACCGAAGCAAUAAAUUUGGAGAGCAUAAUUUUAGAUGAAAAAUUACGAAACUUGGAAAUAGAAGAAAUUCAAUUGACAAAGAGAUUGGAAGAAGGUUUAAAGGAUGAAGAAAUCCAAUUGCGUUUAAAAGAACUUGAAAAAUUAUAUUGUGGAGCAAUAUCUAGGGAAGAAGAACGUAUUGCAUGCCAACGGAAAAUGGUAUUACUUUAUGAAAAGGAAGCCAGAAAUCGUCGCAGAAAAGUUCUUGAAAUGGUUCACAAUUCGCAGAAUCGUAAAAAUAUAAAUUUACACGAAAAUCAAUUGGAUACAUUGAUGAGAAGUAUUGAGAGAGCAAGACUUCGUGAUGAAACAAAUAUGAUGUUAGCUGAUGAAGAUUUAAAAGAUCAUGAAUUGAAUUUGCUAUCAGAAGUUUACAAAAUCAAAUCAAAUUUCUAUAACAAAAAUUUUAAAUAUCCUGUAGAAGAUAAAAAAUUUCGUGAAAACAAUCUGCAAAGCAUUAAGAAUGCAAAAGUAAAUUGUAAAAAAUUGAAUGCUUUAUGUUCAAAAGAUAAUGAUACUGCAAGGACAAGGAUAUCAGAAACAGCAGCAACAGGACAUAGGAAUAAAAAUGAUAUCGUUAAGAAUUUUCAAAAGGAGAAUGAUGUUAUACGUAAGACUUAUGGAAUUCAACUGAAUACUGAUUGUAAUCCAGUAGUUUUAGAUAAAAAAAGGACAAUGCAAAAAAACAAUAAAAAUAAAAAAAAUUAUAUUGAUCAUAUUGAAGGAAUAUUGGAUCAAAUACAAAUGGAAUUUGAAAAUAUAGUGAACCCUGAAAUUGGAUCAUCAUAAUUUCUAAUCAACUUUAUUCGUAUUGUAUUGAUUGCAUUCUCAAAAAUAAAGAGAUAAUUGGAUUGCACCUAAUUUUAAAUACCGACUCUUCAAUAGAAAUGUAAUUCUCC
This is a messenger RNA of Condylostylus longicornis, 1973 nucleotides long. RefSeq names its product TBC1 domain family member 31-like. The record is from RefSeq and is a predicted model, not a curated record. Gene Ontology annotation, cellular component: centrosome. The coding region runs from base 1 to 1863 and encodes 620 amino acids. The transcript is spliced from 6 exons. NCBI's taxonomy places the organism in Eukaryota, Metazoa, Arthropoda, Insecta, Diptera, Dolichopodidae.